Spirometra erinaceieuropaei is the source of this 10993-nucleotide messenger RNA. The record is from the annotation of a GenBank genome assembly. Lineage: Eukaryota; Metazoa; Platyhelminthes; Cestoda; Diphyllobothriidea; Diphyllobothriidae.
AUGCUUAUGGAGACCGCGGAUCCAACCGGGUAGGGCUCUUCUGUUAAUAACUUGACUCAACUGCCGUUACACUGAUUGUUCUUAAGAUGAUAACCGUUAUAAUUAUAAUUAUUAUUAUUGAUAUUACUAUGUAUGCUGUCCCGUUCACGUCAACUGACCUUUAACCCUCGACCAGUCAUACGCAGACGAAUCCGGUGGUUGCUUUUCUGGAAAAAAAAACUAAGGUCGAAACUUUGUCAUCAAUUAGUGCUAUGAGGAGGAGCAGUGCUAGUUCUCACAAAAUUUUGCAGUUGGAAGGGCUCAAUCCAAUACCAGUGACGUGAUCGAUCUAUGCUGGCCGCGCGACGGAAGCCCAUGCUUUCCGUUCUGCCUUGAAGCUUUUGGUCUACAACCCGCCUAGGCGGUCACGUGACGACUAGAAACCAACAGUAGGUGGAAUUUUGGAUGCGAAGACAGUGAUUAAGCAGAAUGUUAUUACCGACAAAGAUAAGGGAGCCAGAAAUGGCCACGGGCUCGUUGUCCUGUCGGUUUCGGUCGGGAAUAUACAAUGGUAGAGGGGGCGCUUACCGAUCCUUCUUGCGGAACUCACUCGUUCCAUUGUGCCUUACGUGCUCUCUCUCUCUCUCUCUCUCUCUCUCUCUCUCUCUCUCUCUCUCUCUCUCCCGACGGCUAAUAAGCCAAAAGUGACCAUUCCAGUCUCCCUUGUCUUUGUCGGUAAUGCCAUUCUGCCUAUAUCAUGCGCCGCUGUGCGGCUGUUGGUCGGGCUCGAGAGAGAGCCUGUAAGACACAACGGAACGAGUGAGUUCCGUAAGAACGAUCGGUGAGCGCCCCUCCACCACAGGGAUUAAGGUUUCAUUGACCGAUGGCAGCAAAUAAGCCAGAAACGGGCGCCCAAAUGGCCCUGUCUACGUUUGAUAAAAUCUUCUGGAUGUGGAACCGGCCGAAUAGUCCAUGGGGAACCUUUAAAAAACUAUACAUAUGACCCUCUACUUGAAUCUACUAGUUUAUCUUGCUAAAAUUUGCCCUAAAUACCAAUUUUCUGAGCUUGCUUGGCACUUUUUCUCCAAGUACUAAAUUUGGAGAAGGGUAUAGAGAUUUUUGCACUCAUACUUUCUACGGAAUAUAUACAGGCAUGGAAAAUUACUGAAAAUCCAGCUGACUAAACAGGUGUUCAUUUCAGUGGCUGAAAAGGCUCCUGUCCGGAGUGAUCUAGUCCAUCCUUACACGUACACGGCGCAGAUGGUCAACAGACGGGCUCUAGCAGAUGGGCCAUAAACACUUCAUCGAACCGAAUUUUAUCAGUGCCUCACCACCCGCCAUUCCCUGUCGCGGUAGAUUGGGCAGUUAUACUUGCCCUCGACUUCGGUCUGGCAGUUGAUCGCCUGUUCGUGACCUUUGCCACGCAUACGGAGCCUGUUUACUUCAGGAAGCCAAUAGAUCGACGCACCUACAUUCCUGAGCUUAGUCAAGUACUGCGCGUGUUCGCAGAUCAAACUAUCUCACCCUGCCACUAACACAGUUAGUAGUGGUAGGGGGCGCUCACCGAUCGUUCUUACGGAACUCACUCGUCCCGUUGUGCCUCAUGGGCUCUCUCUCUCUCGAGCCCAACUAGCAGCCGCACAGCAGCGCAUGAUAUAGGCAGUAUGGUAUUACAGACAAAGACAAGGGAGACUGGAAUGGCCAUUUCUGGCUUAUUAGCCGUCGUCAGCCAGUCAUACCCAACCCCGAAGUGUGGAACACCUGAGGCUCGAACUCGCGACCUGUUGGUUUAGAAGUCCACGCCUCUACCCAUCGGACCACGAGCCCGUUGCCCUGUCGGUUUUAAUCGGGAAUAUAGAAUGGUAGGGAGCGCUCACCGAUCGUUCAUACGGAACUCACUCGUUCUGUUGUGCCUUAUGGGCUCUCUCUCGAGCCCAACCAGCAGCCGCACAGCGGCGCAUGAUAUGGGCAGAGUGGCAUUACCGGCAGUUAGUAGUAAACUGUCCUCGCUAACUUGGAGUAAGUCACUCGGAGCGAAGAUUUAUAGGCCCGGCCCCAAAGAUGACAUGAAUACGCGAGCCACUAUCCGCCAGCUACGGCGGGAUAUCCGCGUAAUAUUCAUAAACUGUCAACAGACAGUCAGUAGUAUGCGUCUGUUGCAAGAUUUUACCAUAAUUAUGAGGCAGAUACUAGGUGAGAACCUAGACACGUGUUUCGCCUAUCUUGUGCCACUGUAUUGCUCAGUUGGCAGGGAUGCGACCCAUCAAUGGGUCCCUCAACUUCCCCACGCACUUCCUGGUUUGACAUUUCAGCUUUUUAAUGCAUGACUAUGGAGUAAAUUCCUCGGCACAAACACUAGCAGGCUCGGUGCGAACGUAGUUUUUAAUAUUUCAGUCAAAAUCUAGCAGAAUCAGCGAGGCAGUCGAGUGACCCGCAGAUCCCCCGAUCAGACUGGGCAAAGCCGAAAUUCUUCUGAUUACCAAUAAGCACUUGUGUGCGUGGGAAUGGCACAUAACCGAUUCGACUGCUCCGUGCUUGUUUCCUUUUGUCCUGACCUCCAAUCGAGGGCGUCCACUAAAAGUGCGCAGGCCGAUAGGUAUUUCUGAUAGCACCCAACAGGAGAUGGACUUUCGGUCUGAUUGGUGGAGCGUAUGAUUCAAACGCUCGGUGGAGUGUUCUAGUAUCGAAAGUCAUGACAUUUCGCACAAUUUCAGUUUCCAAACUACGCAGUCUAAAUAAAUACUCACCAUCCUGACAUCUGGAACAGUGGCGCGCAUGUGGGUUUAAAGACAUUUGAAUGCCAGGUUACUUGUCUUUUCCCAUAGGGCAGAAUUCUAGUAAGUCGCACAGAACGAAUACGAGAAGGGUUCUUUGUGUAAGCAAUGAAAAUCAACGGUAGAAUAGAUUACAAUCAGAUACCGAUUUUUCGGGAGUAGGCACAGGCCGCUGGGACGGUUCCCUACAGAUUGCUUGAACUCGCUGAUUGGUCGGUUUGGAGGUGAACGAAGUUUUAUUGGAGCAUCGCGGCGCAGCAAUUAGCUUGCUCCUAAAGGAGCUUUUCUUCUCGAAGACGUGUUUGGUGAAUCCCAUCGCUUUACUCAGUGUUACUUAAAAGAAAGCGCUUAACCAAUCGCGUAUUGACAUCGCUGCUCAGUAAAGGAUGUGGGAGGGGGUGGGGUGGGGUGGACGCCAAGAAUGGCAAUUUUCUGCCGACCUAUCACUGGAGCUUGGGAAAUGCGUCUCGGAGCCAACGAAAAUCAACAGGUUCAGGUUCUUGUUCUGGUGAUCGCAUCUUCAUCUUCUGAGGUUCAACAGUCUCCAGCCCCCAGAUGUAGAACGAUUUUAACGAGUAUAUUCAACAGUGGAAGGUCAAUCCAUGACUACGAUCAAGUUAGAUGUCGCUGGUACUCGUACAAGGUGCCUUUCCAGAGAAUGAUGUGAUCGACAAAGGAAGCCCAGUCCUCACGUGGUUAUCACCGACUCUUAUCGCUUCGAUUUAUGCUGAAGUUUUUUUUUUCGUAAACGUUGACAGGCAGCGCAGUGAGCCUUUCAUUCUGUCUGCUGUAGGGGACUGCACCCCCCUGAUGAUAACACUUAUUACUCGCGUCAGGCCUUGCCGUGCACUCCAGUAUCGAUUUCCCUCUCACGGCAUGAUCCCAGAGUGGAAGUUAUUGAUUGGUCUUGCACGGUGAGCUGCCCCCAGCGCAUCACCAGAAGUCUUAUCACCUUCCCCCCCCCCCUCCGGUACGCGCUGUGGUAGGCCUAAGGAAACCAACAUUCGACAGGUGCAACCAAUGACCGCGUCAGCGUGGUCUUGCCAGCCCUUUUGAUGUGACCGACUCGUGAUCACCUGGGCGGGUUGUGCAUACUCUGCGUACCGUACGGGCGAGAUGGAGUAUUUGUGGGGCGGCAUCCUUGCCUGACGGGCGGUGAAUGCGAUGGAAGGUCAGUAUGCGUGCGAGUAUCAUUUCACAUCCACGGCGCCGCACAAAAUCUCUGCUCCGGUGACUUAUGACCCAAUUCCCCAGCCACUAAGCAUGUCGUUCCUACUGCCUUUUCACCCACACAGUCAACUGCCAAUGAAUGCAAGUGCGGCCUUCGACUCCAUGACGGAGGACCUGCCGUUGGAUUUGAGUUUUCUCAGCACCUCAACGCCACGAGAUGAGACCGGUGGGAAGUGUUCGGGGACGACGAACGGGGAGGUUGAGGGGAAUGAGGACCUACCUGCUCAUUCUCCAACCGCUAGACAUGCUCUUCAACAGCUGAACCUCGGCGAUUCCGUCACACCCACAACCUCCGCGGAGACAAUGGCUGCAACGAAGGAGGAACGCCGGCCUGUGAAGCAGGAAUCUGGCGGGGUCCAUCCCGAGCUCACUGAGCUCCUACCUGGCGUCCAAAUGGCGCCCAUAAAUGAAAACGGUAAGAAGAUGUCUUUUUAGUGUCUUUUUGCUAGGGGGGGCGUAUGUUUCUCUCUCUGCCUGCCGCGGAACUACCGUACUUUAAAAAGGGAGCAUGAAAACGCAUGUAAACGGUAGCAGGGGAGGGGGGAACAAGAAAUCGCAAAUGUCGGAAAUGUGCAGCUGAAAUUGCGGAAACACGUGAUGCAUGCUGGUGUAAACUAUAGGGUGGGCGAAACGCUGUAUACGCGAGGAAGCUUGAGAAAUCGCUUUUGACAAUCCGCGUGUCGAGUUUUAUGUAACAAUGUAUGCGCACUUGACAGCAAGGCGGAGCGAAAGUUUGGUUCUCGUGGGGGUAUUUCGGAAUGACUGCGCGGCUGAGAGUCGGGCUGAAGUGGCCUUUUAUGGUGCUCUCACACAUGUGAGGUCCAAGUCGUCAUUGUUGUAUUACGUUACAUCUGAAGUGGGGACCAGAUCGUGUGUGUGGCACUCGUAGAUUGAUUGUCUAGCUUUGUCCGACACUGCGUUCACGCACACCUCCGAUCGUAUAAAUAUUGCCUUGCCACCAUAGCAAGGUGAGUGAGAGAGGGCAGAGUGCGGUAGACGCUUCGCAAGUCCUCCUCACUGUAAGCUGAUUCAUGCGCGAGCCACCGACGUCGAGCCCACUCCGUUCGGCACGCGGUGGGCAUCUUCGCUUGUGAUGAUCCAAUUGUCCGACAGCCUAAUGUUGGGGUCGUUUCUGCAAAUGACUUUAUUUCAUAUUGACCCAACUGUGAAAAACUCGGCAUCUCGGUGGGAUCCACGCAGUAAGGGGAAGGCGUCAGUACAACCAACGCUCUAACCACUUGAGCUACGAGGCCCCACCGGACGACGGCGCGAGUUUAAUCGCAUUUGGGUGUCAAGUUACCCACCCAACCUACUGCGACGUUUGAAAUCCACCAAAUCCGAUGCUGUAAAUUGACUGCCCAGGCAGGAUUUCCUAAGUAAUUCACCUAGAAUUCGUCAGAUGACUACCAGGCUUACGUAAUUCAUAUAUAUUUUGGCAGAUUUUCAAUAAUUCAUAUUGACCCAACUGACCCAACUCCGGCCGAGUUUAUCACAGUUGGGUCAAUAUUAAUUAUUCAAAAUCUGCCAAAAUAUCUAUGAAUGGUUUUUUAUCACUUUUUUGGUAUACGGCUGAUAGAAGUGAGUGUGGUUUUCUUUGAUUGGGGAUAUCACAGGCGCAGAAGUUGUCAUGGGCUCCCCAGUCGAGACACUGGUCGCUCUCAGUCGUAUUGGAAGUCGCCUAAGGAACGUGAAUUUUUACUUUAAAAGGUUCCACUUUUCGUCUCUAGAAUAACUUAACCGCGUGGUUUGCGGGACAAAAAGUCUCCACCUGCAUCCCGUUAGGUUAACAAAAUAAAAUUCACAACGUCCGAGGUUUUUUUCGCCGACUACCUGAAUUUCGGUUAAUAUGUCUCAUGACCAUCCUCCCAAUGGUUUUUUCCGAAUAGCCGAUUGGUGCAUUCGUAUCUAGCGGGUUUAUUAAUCCAACUAGCAGGGAUCUUAUAAGGUUUUGCAACUUCUCUUGACUGGGCAUAUAUUUAGCAGAGGGGUUUUCCCCUUCGUGUAUUUCGAACAAAAAUAGCAUCUCUACAUUUGGCCUGAUUUGGGAACGCCAUGUUGAUGAAUGUUUAGGCAGAUGUAGUUAUUAACAGAAUAAACUAACACUUGUUUGUGGACUUUUAGCAAAUCUAAGCUAAACUAUUAGGGGAGGUAACAUACAGCCGUACCACUGAAAGCUCCAGAUAAUAUGCAUGUUUGGCCAAUGCGACACUUGGAAUAAAUUUAGGGUCUCUGUGUAGACUACUCAAGUAGCAUGACAUUUGCACAUUAAUCGGUCACACACAGUGGACAUCGUCAAUAACGAUGGUUCGGCAAGGGUAUGAUUUAUGGGGGGGGGGGGGUUACUUACCCCGAGGAGCAUUUGUGCUGAGCAAAAGAGCUGAACAUCUAUGAACUUUGUAGUAUUACAAAGCUUGAUCCCCCCCCCCAUUGUCACCAAUUUAUAGGAGACAUUAUUUCUACCGUCUAAUAGUAAAAAUAAAACUGAUGAUAUUGAUAAUAAUAAUAAUAAUGACGAUAAAAAGUGAAUUUAAUUUUCCUUUGCAAGCAUCGUCAAAAAGUUAUUACAAUGUCAUAUUUUUACCCCGAUAACUGCCUUAAAACACCUUGAACGCCCUUACCUAACAGCCACCGCGAAGUACAUUUAUUUCUUUCUCUGGAACGUGCAAGUAAAUAUCGCCAGUUAUUUUCUUCUAACACAGUUGCUCCCCGGAUUAAGUAACCCUAGCCUUAAAACCACACGCUUGCCGAUGGUUCAAGUGCCAGACUAAUUCGCAAUACAAAGUCAUAUGAGUAAUUAUUUCUAAUCAACGCCACAUUUUGGAGUUCCAAAGAAAUUUUUGAAUAUUUCUUCACCUAGUGUUCGUUUGUAUUACGACAACGUCCGACAAAUUUAAAAAUUCAGGACCUCCUGGUCUGAAAUAUGCGCAAUUUCCUACGAAAUGACUAGAUAAUUAAGCCGUUUUUUGACUAUUUGUUAGAUAUUGACAAUGGCCGUCAACUGUAAAGACAGCUAAUAGGGGCUUCAAUGAGCCUGUUCGAUGCUAGCAUCUAAUACACCCCCUAACAAAAAAGUGCAUACUAUGGGAUAAGAAUUAACCUGAGAUUAUAUUCUGCAUGCGCCAAUGUGCGGAGAAAAAUUGGUCAUUAUUCGCUCCCCCCCCUCCCCCCCCCACGUCCGGGAUGCCCGCCAAGAUCUCGGUUCUGUUUGCUAAGCCCUUCAGAGUCCGGAGGCUAUCAAAGACUAAAACUGACACUUCAGGUUAUUUUAGUGGAACCGGAGUUCAGUCGAAACGGCUAUCGGUGAACGCCAUUCUCAUGGGGCCUUGAAUAGUCCUGACAGGCCGUGAGCCCAUGACUGAAUGACGAAUUGGGUCCCGAGUUCAAACCUCCUGCUCUCCACUCUGCAGUUUCGACGCAGCUGGCUGAUGACAUCAGGCAGGGCAGAAACGACCACCUAUUUUGCCUUGCUUCCCCUCCCCUCCCAUCCUGAUAUUGUUUUAUUGGUUCCCUCUUGUUCACAGCGACAACACCCCCGGCAGUCCUUCAACUCUAUUACAUGCUGUCCUGUGUGCGACUCUGGCGUCUAAUGUCUGCAAACAGAAGUCCCGUGGUAGAAGGUAGACCCCAGUUCAUGCCGCUAGGACCAAAGAUCCUUCCGACCAAUGAGAUCGUCCAGUCCGAGGAGGCUGCGUGGGCGUGGAGCCACAACAACGCUCAGGGCGGUCAGCCCUCCGGAAGCAGCCUGUGAGUUUCCCGAAUUGACCCAGUGAGCACCUCCCCCCUUCCCCAAGCGUCCGAUGGGUUUGGGCUUCGAGGUUUAUUGGCUAGGCUCAUGAAAAGCAGCUUGAAUACCGGUCUUUAGCAACGGUCCUUUAACAGACCGGCACAAGUCAGCGUAUGGUCACAUUAUCUGAUGCUGUAACUGAUAACUUAAUCCUAUUCGGAAGAGGUCAUAAAGUGUGCUGUGUGGUCAAGAUGCAAGAUAGCAAUGACUUUGAGUGGCAUAAUGGCGCCCGCUAGAGCAUCCUGAGGACUCCACAGGGGGUUCAACCUGCUCUAGUCCUUUCAGAGGGUGCUUCCGUCUCUAUUACCGUAUUGGGCUGAAUAGACAUAUGCAUAAUAUGGUAGGGGGCGCUAACCGAUCAUUCAUACGGAACUCACUCGUUCCGUUGUGCCUUAAGGGCUCUCUCUCCCUGAGCCCAACCAGCAGCCCCACAGCGGCGCAUGAUAUAUAGGCAGAAUAGUAUGACCGACAAAGACAAGGGAGACUGGAAUGGCCAUUUCUGGCUUAUUAGCCGUCGUCAGCCAGCCAUACCCAAGCCCGAAGUGUGGAACACCCGAGCCUCGAACUCGCGACCUGUUGGUUUAGAAGUCCACGCCUCUACCCACCGGACCAGGAGGCCGUUGCCUUGUCGUUUUCGACGGAACGAGUGAGUUCCGCAUGAACGAUCGAUGAGCGCCCCCUACCAUUGUAUAUUCCCGAUCGAAAACCGACAAGGCAACGGGCUCGUGGCCCGGUGGUUAAAGGCGUGGACUUUUAAACCAACAGGUCGCGAGUUCGAGGCUCGGGUGUUCCACACUUCGGGCUUGGGUAUGGCUGGCUGACGACGGCUAAUAAGCCAGAAAUGGCCAUUCCAGUCUCCCUUGUCUUUUUCGGUAAUACUAUUCUGCCUAUAUGCAUAAUAUGUUCACUAAGGCCUACCUCAAAACGUAAGUCGUUAUUUCGCAGUAGUAGUUAACAUUAUCGGGGCAGAACAAUGCGAACUACAAACUGGCUACCAUAGCAGCAUGAAUAACGAUCAUUUCCGGCAACAUUAGCGGUCUGUAUGACACCAGCUACAGUUCAAUGCAGUGAUACUUUCACCCAUGGCAGGGCCCGUUCCGUCCUGGAGUGUGUUUGGGACGCGUAGACGCGUUGCCACUGCGGCCGCUCCCAUCUCGGGUUCGCUUGAUAGUGUCGUGUCGGUGGAACAGGGUUGGUGAGGUAUACGCUUCACAAGCCUGUCUCAUUAUGAACUAGUUUAUGUGCAAACCACCUGUGCAGCGUCCACUCCGUGGAGCACACAGUGGAAGACGUCACGCGCCCCCAAUAACUGUUCAUCCUAACUACCAGCCAACCAACCAAUCAGAUGGCCACCUUUUUUCAUCCUUCAGGUCAGCGGACUCGAGCUCACAUCGUUCGCCCAACUCCCUCUACUCCUCCACCUCAUCCCUCCUGCUGGGUCGCCUCUCCUCCGCCUCGGCACCCUCCUGUCUCAGUCCCCUCAAGAUGGCCGCCCAGACUGGCGUCUCCCACCGCCUCUCUGGUCCGAUGACGGUCAGAAAACCGGCCAUCUACUGCUGCAGCCACUGCGGUCGCGGUUUCACCAAGGCCUACAACCGCACCAUCCACGAACGCACCCACACCGACGAGCGACCCUUCGGCUGCACCGUCUGCUCCCGCCGAUUCCGACGCAAGGACCACCUUCGUGAUCACAGGUGAGAGACCAGCUCAGAUCACCGGAGAUGCGCAACGCAGUGGGCCCGUUUCGUAGGCGGGGGGAGGGGCAAGGUGGCAGUGCUCCUGAGCUGUCGUUAGAUGCGACCGUCGAAGUGGAAUCGCCGGUGGCACUUUGGGUCAGACGGGUCAAACACAGACGUAGUGAAGGUGAUCAAUUAUCGCGAAAGGAUUGUUUGUGUCUGGGUGCAUCUCCGAAGUGUGUUGAAGGGAGCUUACGGAUUGAUUGGCAAACGGAUCCAAUCAUUGACGUAUAGCACAUGGGUGAAUGAAGCAAAACGAGUGUUUGUGUCCACAUCCUCUAAGAUGAAACUGCACCGACCUUCGUAACAGGAUUUUGUGUCUACCAAUCAUCUUCGGGUAGCAUUCCAGCAGCCUAGGUUAGAGCAGGGCGCAGCACCCUGACCUGUAGUCAUUCAGAAUAAUUAACCAAUGGGUUGCCAUCUGAGGACGCAUACAGCUAUGAGUAUUUUCAAGGGAAACAGAGUAGAUUGGCUUGGCUUCAACUUUCAGGCAGGAACUCUCCGUUGGUGCAAUAUAACUGCUUGGAAAACAGACUAAAUACUGUCGUAAAUUUGUUUUAUACAGAUGGAAUUGCAAGUUGUCCUCGGUAGUAGACAAGUCGAGUGACUUUUGGGCUGUUGAAGGACUGAAGGCCCUACGUACUGAAGAAUGUGCGUUUUCUGAUUGGACCAACGAGCAGUGUUGUCAGGCACAUGGAGUUAUUCAGCUUCCAUGCCCACUUUUUAGCACGUCCUAGCCCGGGGCAGUUUAAUUAAACUCCGCCCACCUGUCUGUCUUUACAUCUGUGUCCUUUUCUCUUUAUCUUUUUUCUCUCUCUAUCAAGUUUCAGUCAUCUCUGAUCACAAGUGGACAAAUUAUCUCGAUUGUGUUCGCCUACAUCCGUUAUGCCAGUAAAGCUCAGUUGGGGAAUUUCGCCUGUGAGCGCAGGCUUCUAAAACGUUGACAUAAUAGGCCACAAGACACAACAGUUUAUAGACUAGCAGAGAGAUGCUGUUCACCGAUCUCCGGCAUCAUUCUCUCAACGCUAUUGGUGGAAAGGUACCUGCGGAAAACUUAGUUAAGCACUUCGCAAUAACUCUCGAAUAAACUAUGGGUGCCAGCAAAGCGAGCUAGCCUAUUUGUGUAUGUGGAAGAAUGUGUACUUUCUUGUUGUUGUUGUUGUUGUUGUUGAUGAUGAUGAUGAUAAUAAUAAUAAUAAUAUUAAUAAUAUACCCACUGUUUGCGACUGUUCACGCUUGUCCCAAUCGUUCUCAUUUUCCCAACAUCCGCAAUCACAAAAGGUAAUUUGCAAUUGUUCCUUCUAUCUUCCAGUUACACACACCUCAUUCAGAAGCCCUUUGCAUGUCCCUUCUGCAACCGUGGGUUCUGUCAGGCUCGCUCCCUGGAGAACCACAAGCGAAACAACCACCUCGGCAAGACUUCCAACAGGUCCUCCUCCUCUGCCGCCUCCUCCCCCCGUCGGUCCGCCAAGACGCUCUCGGGCAGCUGA